AUGUUCGCAGCUCCGAGGGGCGCGGAGAUUUACACCUCCUCCCCCUCCGCACGCGCCGCCCUGGGCUUUGAAGUUCCGCGGCUCCGGGUUGGGGCAGGGGAGGUCGGUUUCCCCCUGCCCGUUGUCCGGGGUUUUAAUAUUCCUGUCACGUCCUCAGUGCAGCUACGGCUGGGAGGGAUGGAAGCCGUGGGGGAAAGUUCCGGGCGACAUCCUCGCAAGGCCGCGGGAGGCAGGGAGGCGUCUCACGCCCAACUGUCCUGCCUUGACACCCCCGGCCGGACUCAGCUCAGCUUGGCCGAAAACACACUGAAACCGGAGUGA
This is a messenger RNA of Rangifer tarandus platyrhynchus (Svalbard reindeer), 321 nucleotides long. NCBI's taxonomy places the organism in Eukaryota, Metazoa, Chordata, Mammalia, Artiodactyla, Cervidae. The record is from the annotation of a GenBank genome assembly.